This is a messenger RNA of Helianthus annuus (common sunflower), 2512 nucleotides long. RefSeq names its product pentatricopeptide repeat-containing protein At2g22070. The record is from RefSeq and is a predicted model, not a curated record. The transcript has a single exon. Gene Ontology annotation, molecular function: RNA binding; protein binding; zinc ion binding. Lineage: Eukaryota; Viridiplantae; Streptophyta; Magnoliopsida; Asterales; Asteraceae. Bases 74 to 2419 code for a protein of 781 amino acids. Gene Ontology annotation, biological process: RNA modification.
CCUUCUGCAUGUUACAAUGUCUAAAUGGGAAACUAUCGAUAUGUGUAUGUAUGUUUAAAGAAAUUUAUUUUUCAUGGCGAAUUUUAGACACCAACUAUCCGAUCACUAUGUUUCUCUGAUUCAAGGUACCAUUGUUAACAAAAAUCCCCGUAUGGGGAAAAAAAUCCAUGCUCAGAUAAUCAAGUCUGGUGUUCAUAUUGGUGUGAUCUUAAUGAACAAUCUGAUUAACUUGUACGCGAAAACCGGGUUUCUUGUAGACGCCCGGAAGCUGUUCGAUGAAAUGCCUGAAAGAAAUGCAUCUUCCUGGAACACGGUUAUCUCCGCUUAUGCGAAACAGGGACGGAUCGACUAUGCACGCCAACUGUUUGAACAAAUGCCUGAACCUGAUUCUGUCUCAUGGACUGCAAUGAUGGUGGGUUAUAAUCAGACGGGUCGUUUUGAAAAGGCUAUUAAGAUGCUCAGUGACAUGAUACAUUCGAAAGUAAUGCCGACCCAGUAUACGUUUACGAUUGUUCUUGCCUCCUGUGCUGCUAUGAAGUCAUUGGAAAUUGGCAGGAAGGUUCACUCGUGUGUGGUGAAAGUCGGGCUCAGUAGUUACACUAGUGUUGCUAAUUCUCUGUUAAACAUGUAUGCAAAAUCGGGUGAUGUGUUGACAGCAGAGAGUGUGUUUGGUAGGAUGAAGAUGAAGAGUUUGUCGAGUUGGAAUACCAUGAUUUCAAUGCAUAUGCUAAAUAAACGAUUCGAUCUUGCACUCGCUCAAUUUGAGCAAAUGACCGAUCGAGAUAUAGUUACGUGGAAUUCAAUGAUUUCGGGGUACACUCAGCAUGGUUACAACGCUAAAGCUCUUAACAUGUUCUCAAAUAUGCUAAAAGAUCCGAUUCUAAAGCCGGAUAAGUAUACGCUGGCAAGUGUUUUAUCCGCCUGUGCAAAUCUUAACGACUCGAACUCGGGAAAGCAAAUUCACGGUUACAUUGUGAGAACGCAAUUUGAUUUAUCCGGAGCUGUUGGAAACGCUUUGAUUUCCAUGUACUCUAAGUUCGGCGAUCUCAAGACGGCUCAAAAUAUCGUACAACAAAAUCAGAUUUCGAACGUAAACAUAAUCGCAUUUACAUCCCUUUUAGACGGAUACCUCAAGCAAGGGGACAUGAAUUCCGCCAGACGAAUAUUUGAUUCUUUGAAAGACCGUGAUGUUGUAGUAUGGACCGCCAUGAUCGUCGGCUAUACGCAGAACGGAUUUAAUAACGAAGCGAUCGAACUCUUUAGAUCAAUGAUCAAAGAAGGCCCCGAACCUAACAGUUACACUCUAGCGGCUAUGUUGAGUGUAAGUUCGAGUCUGGCUUCUCUAGAGCAUGGCAAACAAAUCCAUGCGCGAGCGUUAAAAUCCGAAUCUGCACUGUCGAUUUCUGUUGGUAAUGCUUUGAUUAACAUGUAUGCUAAAUCUGGAAAUAUCGAUAAUGCAAAACGCGUGUUUGAUAUAAUACGUUGUUCAAAAGAUACUGUCACGUGGACUUCGAUGGUCAUUUCUUUAGCUCAACAUGGGCAAGGAAAAGAAUCGUUGGAAUUAUUUGAAAAAAUGUUGAGUUUUGAUAUAAAACCGGACCAUAUAACUUACGUUGGAGUAAUCUCGGCUUGCACGCAUAUGGGAUUGGUUGAAGAAGGUGUUAGAUACUUCAAAUUAAUGCAAGAAAAACACGGGAUUGAACCGACGUUAAGUCAUCAUGCGUGCAUGGUUGAUCUUUAUGGGCGUGCGGGAAAACUUCAAGAAGCGUAUAACGUCAUACGAAAUAUGCCGAUUGAACCGGAUGUUAUAGUUUGGGGCUCACUUUUAGCUUCGAGUAUCGUUCACAAAAACAUGGAUCUUGCAAAAAUCGCAGCGGAAAAACUGCUGCUAAUCGAACCAGAUAACAGCGGGGCCUACUCGACUCUAGCGAAUCUCUAUUCUGCUUGCGGGAAUUGGGACGAUGCUGCUGACGUUAGAAAGUUAAUGAAGGCGAAACAAGUGAAAAAAGAUCAAGGGUUAAGUUGGGUUCAAAUAAGGAACCGAGUGCACGUGUUUGGAGCUGAAGAUAGCGUUCAUCCGGAAAGAGGUGAAAUUUAUCAAAAUAUGGCGGAACUUUGGAAGGAAAUCAAGAAAUUAGGGUUUGUACCGAAAACGGAAGUGGUUUUGCAUGAUCUUGAUGAAGAGGUUAAAGAGGAAAUUCUUAAGCAUCAUAGUGAAAAACUUGCUAUUGUUUAUGGACUCAUGAAGACGCCGAGAAACAGUACGUUGAGAAUCAUGAAGAACUUGAGGGUAUGUAAAGAUUGUCACUCUGCUAUUAAGUUUAUUUCGAAACUUGUUGGUAGGGAAAUCGUUGUUAGAGAUGCAACUCGGUUUCAUCAUUUUAAAAACGGAGAAUGUUCGUGUCGUGAUUACUGGUAACCAUGUCAUGACACAGUGUAAAAGAUGUACAAUUGGCUUGUUUUUCUUGUAGAAACUGUCAAGUUAUAUUGCUAUUCAAUUUACUUCAGUUUC